AUGCAGGAGUUGGCCUUGUGUCUUUGUGUUGGUAGCUAUGUUCAAAGAAACUUAUUGUUAACUGUUCCGCGCCUUACGUUCAUCCUUUCUCACUUCGUCUCUAUCCUCCUCCCUUCUUGUCUUCGUCUCCUCCUCCCGCUCUCUCACUCGCAUGUAUUCGUCCCCAGGCUGCAGUUUCCUCAGCUGGCCUUAAGGAGGCGCCUGGGUGCUCUGAGGCGCCGUGCCACGCCCCUCUCAUUCCUGCUCUACUUUUUAUCGCUGGGCCACGCCCCUCUCCGCAAGCCUGGCGCUGUCGGCAACUGGGGCCCGACAACCAGGGUGGCGUUGUACCGCAGCAUCCCCACUCGGCUGGUGUCGCGGGCGUGGGGUCGUCUGAAUCGUGUUGAGCUCCCAGCAUGGCUCAGGAAGCCAGUCUAUAGGCUCUAUAUCUGGACCUUUGGCGUCAACAUGAAGGAGGCGGAGGUGGAGGAUCUGGCUUCUUAUCGUAACCUGGGAGAGUUCUUCAGACGACCGCUGAAACCCCACACUAGACCUGUCUGUCCCUCUAGCUGUGUGAUCAGCCCAGCCGAUGGGCGUGUCCUCCAUUGUGGGCGCGUCGUGAACGGAGAGCUGGAGCAGGUGAAGGGUGUUACCUACAAGCUGCAUGACUUCCUUGGACCAAUCACCUGGGGCUCCACCCCAAACACAGGAGGCCACGACCCCUCUAUGCCAGACCCGGCGGCCUUCGAGGAACAACUCCUGUGUAGCCCUGGCAACCAGCUGUACCACUGCGUGGUGUACCUGGCCCCCGGCGACUACCACCGCUUCCACUCCCCCGCCGACUGGACCAUCGAGCACCGCCGACACUUCCCCGGUCCACUGCUGUCGGUGAGUCCCAGCGUGGCCAGGCGUGUGCGCUCGCUGUUCUGUGUAAACGAGCGUGUGGCGCUAGCCGGCCGCUGGCAGCACGGCUUCUUCUCAUUGGUUGCCGUGGGAGCCACCAACGUAGGCUCCAUACGCAUCUACUGUGACCAGGAGCUGCAGACCAACACACCUCGCUACACCACCGGCUCCUACAACGACCGCAGCUACACCAGCCCGUUGGCCGCCUCCCCCUCCAGCCCGCUGGCCGCCUCCCCCUCCAGCCCGCUGGCCGCCUCCCAGGAGGAGCUGCCGGGGAUAGGCUUGGCGUUGAGGAAGGGGGAGCCUCUAGGAGAGUUUAACCUUGGCUCCACUGUGGUCCUUCUCUUCGAAGCUCCGCCCGACUUCUCCUUCUCCUUGAGACCCGGGCAGCAUAUCCGCUUCGGCCAACCCCUGGCAGCCUGUGAUUGGUUUGGGAAGUAA
Gadus chalcogrammus (walleye pollock) is the source of this 1323-nucleotide messenger RNA. Its product is annotated as phosphatidylserine decarboxylase proenzyme, mitochondrial-like. Gene Ontology annotation, cellular component: mitochondrion. The record is from RefSeq and is a predicted model, not a curated record. Gene Ontology annotation, biological process: phosphatidylethanolamine biosynthetic process. Gene Ontology annotation, molecular function: phosphatidylserine decarboxylase activity. Lineage: Eukaryota; Metazoa; Chordata; Actinopteri; Gadiformes; Gadidae.